UAAAUCUCUCUAUACAAAAAGAAUUUCGUACCAUUUCUCCCAAAUAUCUCUUUAUUAACCUAAAAAAAAAAAACUCACAGAGCAGAGAAAAAAUGGCGAAAACAGUGAGCCCAGAUGCAAUAGCUACACUGCUUGCAAACCCUAAGCCAGAUUCAAUCUCCGAUGUACCCGAAAUCAUUCUUCAGAUCACCAACCUUGAACCGAAAGGCAAAUCUUACGGAUUCGAUGCGAACGACGGGAAAAGGAAAAUAAAAGCAAUAUUCAACUCACGUUUAUCAACUGAGAUCAUCUCCGGGAACAUUCAGAAUCUGGGUCUUAUCCGUAUUCUAGAUUACACUGUCAAUGAAAUCCCCAGCAAAUCUGAAAACUAUUUAAUCAUAACGAAAUGUGAGGUGGUGUCACCUGCACUUGAAAUGGAGAUUAGGGAAGCGAAAGAAGAAGCGCCCAUAGUGUUGAAACCAAAGCACGAAGUGGUUGCUAAAUCGGCUGCUCAGAUUGUUUAUGAACAGCGUAGCAAUAUGGCGCCUACUGCGCGAAUGGCGAUGACAAGGAGAGUACAUCCGCUUGUUUCUUUGAAUCCUUAUCAAGGAACUUGGACAAUUAAGGUUCGUGUAACGAGCAAAGGGAAUAUGCGUACGUACAAGAAUGCGAGAGGUGAAGGAUGUGUUUUCAAUGUUGAGUUAACUGAUGAUGAUGGUACUCAAAUUCAAGCAACUAUGUUUAAUGAGGCUGCAAAGAAAUUCUACGAGAAGUUUCAAUUGGGAAAGGUUUAUUAUAUAUCGAAAGGAACUCUUAAAGUUGCUAACAAGCAAUUCAGGACUGUGCAGAAUGAUUAUGAAAUGACUUUAAAUGAGAAUUCUGAAGUUGAAGAGGCUAGUAAUGAAGCUGCUUUUAUCCCGGAAACAAAAUUUAAUUUUGUUCCGGUUGAUCAAUUGGGUCCCUAUGUUAGUACCAGUGAGCUUGUUGAUGUUAUUGGAGUUGUUCAAAGUGUUUCUCCUACAAUGAGCAUUCGAAGGAAGAGUAACAAUGAGAUGAUUCCAAAGCGUGACAUAACUAUUGCUGAUGAGACGAAGAAGACAGUUGUGGUUUCACUAUGGAAUGAUCUUGCAACUACUGUGGGGCAGGAGUUACUUGAUAUGGCUGAUAAAUCUCCUGUAGUUGCAAUCAAAUCUGUUAAAGUUGGAGAUUUCCAAGGAGUGUCUUUGUCUACAUUGGGCAAAAGUAUUCUGCAAAUUAACCCAGAUACCCCAGAAGCAAAGAAACUGAGAAGCUGGUAUGAUUCUGAAGGUAAAGAAACUUCAAUGGCAUCUGUUGGUGCUGGAUUAAGUCCUUCAACAAAGACUGGAGGAAGGUCUAUGUACUCUGACAGAGUCUCCAUUUCGCACAUAACAAGCAACCCUUCAUUGGGUGAUGACAAGCCUGCUUUCUUUAGCAUUAGAGCAUAUGUAAGUUUCAUCAAGCCUGAUCAAGGCAUGUGGUACCGAGCAUGCAAGACAUGUAAUAAGAAAGUGACUGAAUCUAUUGGAGGCGGAUACUGGUGUGAAGGAUGCCAGAAGAGUGAUGCUGAGUGUAAUUUAAGGUAUAUUUUGGUGGUUAAGGUAUCAGAUGCAAAUGGUGAAGGUUGGAUAUCUGCAUUCAAUGAUGAAGCAGAGAAGAUUAUGGGUUGCUCAGCUGAUGAACUUGAUCAACUGAAAUCACAGGAUGAUGGGAAUAUGUACCAACUGAAACUGAAAGAAGCAACAUGGAACCCUCAUCUUUUCAGAGUCAGUGUAUCACAGAAUGAGUAUAACAAUGAGAAGAGGCAGAGAAUAACAGUCAGGGCUGUUGCUCCACUUGAUUUUUCUGCUGAAUCCAGAUUUUUGCUUGAAGAAAUUUCCAAGAUCAAAGGCUCCCAGUAGGGUAGAAAUUCCUCUGAUUUGUUCUUUAGAUGGUCAGUAUUUAUAAAAUGAGAGGAUAGGUUUAGCUCAGAUUGUUGGUUUCUGAAACAAUUUCUUGUUGUGUAUAUGAUGUAGGCCUUUUAAAUGUGCACUUUCCUGAUUUUGGAAUCAAAUUUAGUGUUCUUAAUUUAACA
This is a messenger RNA of Mercurialis annua (annual mercury), 2071 nucleotides long. RefSeq names its product replication protein A 70 kDa DNA-binding subunit B. Lineage: Eukaryota; Viridiplantae; Streptophyta; Magnoliopsida; Malpighiales; Euphorbiaceae. The transcript has 12 exons. Gene Ontology annotation, molecular function: single-stranded telomeric DNA binding; damaged DNA binding. The coding region runs from base 93 to 1898 and encodes 601 amino acids. Gene Ontology annotation, biological process: DNA replication; nucleotide-excision repair; telomere maintenance via telomerase. The record is from RefSeq and is a predicted model, not a curated record. Gene Ontology annotation, cellular component: nucleus; DNA replication factor A complex.